UUCUGUCGCACACGUAAACCGAAGAAGGCAUUUUGUCAACAGUGGGGCUGAUUGUCCUCAUGUAUUAAUAUCCUCGAUCGGAGAUGGUGCUGUCCUCCUCGCAGCAGCUUGUUAUGGCGUUCACCGCGGUGCUGCUGGUGUUCGUGCUCUUUCCGCGGUUGUUCGGCGGCGGCAGCAGCAGAGACGGUCAACCGUUCGACCCGCGGCUCAGCAAGAGAGGUCCUGGUCCCGGUCUUGGUUCUGGCAGCGUGAAAAGUCAGCAGCAGUUCCACAGGAACGCGGGGCCUCAGAUGUCCCAGAGUGUGGAGAACAUGCAGCAGAUGAAGAAACUCAUGGAGCAGGAGCUGAAGAGUGACAAAUACAAAUCCAACAACAAUAAGGGCUACGUCUUUACCCUCAUGCCCAUCUACGCCAUUGGUGUCGGGCUCUUCGCUGCCUAUAAGUUUCUAAAGAUAAAAUCGGCAAGCGAUUCUGAAGCUCAAAAAGCCAAAACAGCUCGAGGAGUGAAGAAAUCAGAGGAGACAGAGAAUCAGCUGAAUGAGUUGGAGCAGAGACUGGCUCAGACCGAGAAGAUGCUCAACUCCAUCCUGACCCAGCUGGACCCGCUUACCAACUGUGUGAAGUCUGUUGCCAUGGAGCAGAAGAGCGAGAUCAUGUCGCAGCUGCAGUGCAUUCGGCAGCUAAUGAAGAAGAGGGGCAUGGAGUGUCCAAACAUCAGGAUAGAAGAGCCAACAUGUGAGCGCAAUCUAGACAGACUCAUUGAGACUUUGGCCGCAGCUGAGGAGCUUCCAGAAACUCGUCUGGAAUCACAAACAAAUGCAGAAACGCAGCCACGUGAUCAGCGAGAGCUCAGGCCUGAGUCUGAGGGAGAGGAAGAGCCGGAGCAGGACGAGGGUGAGGAGAACAAACCUGCAGCAGAAGAGGAAGACGUGGGAAGCGAGAGUGACUCCAGUAUGCCGUUCCUCGAGGACUCGGCUGACAUCAGUGAAGAUGAUGCUACAGUCGCUCAAAAACUUCCAGAAGAUCUGACGGCUGGAUUAAGAAGACGUAACAGGCCUGAGUAACUGUGAUGAGAAUGGAACACAAAUCUAUUUAUAUAUUUAUUUAUUUAUUUCCUUGUAAUGAAGCGGUUAGCACUACUCAUCAGUUUCAAUUGCAGUGUGUACAUAUUUCACUGCAUUUGAAGUUAACAUGAAAUCAAAAUCCAUGCUGUUCACACUAAAAAAUCUCUAAAAAAAAAAAAAAGUCUUUUAUAUUCACCAGUGCUGCUUUUAUUUGAUCAAAAAUACAGUAGAAAAUGUGAAAUAUUAUUCCAAUUCAAAAUAGCUGUCUUCCAUGUGUCUAUAUUUUAAAAUGUAAUUUAUUUCUGUGAUCAAAGCUGAAUUUUCAGCAUCAUUACUCCAGUCUUCAGUGUCCUUCAUAUUUAUGUGGAAACUGUUACACGUUUUAUUUUUUUAGGAUUCUUUGAAUUAAAAAACAGGUUUCUUUACUGUCACUUUAGAACUAUUUAAUACAUCCUUGCUAAAUAAUAUUAAUUAAUUUAUUUUUAUUUUUAUUUUUGUAAAAUAAAACUGUAUCAGGGUUUCCAAAAAAGAUUAAAUAGAAAUUCAGCUUUAUCAUCAAAGGAAUAAAUUACGUUUUAAAAUAUAUUCUAAUAGAAAAGCUAUUUUAAAUUAUAAUAAUAUUCUAUGAUAUUAUUGGAUUUUUAAAUUAUUCUGUGUUAAUCAAAUAAUUAAUCACUGACACUAUUCCAAAGCAGAAAAUGUUUGUCGUCUUACUUUUUUUUUUUUUUUU
Labeo rohita (rohu) is the source of this 1794-nucleotide messenger RNA. It is a transcript of the gene ccdc107, whose product is annotated as coiled-coil domain containing 107. NCBI's taxonomy places the organism in Eukaryota, Metazoa, Chordata, Actinopteri, Cypriniformes, Cyprinidae. The coding region runs from base 84 to 1064 and encodes 326 amino acids. The transcript is spliced from 6 exons. Gene Ontology annotation, biological process: protein localization to cell surface; synaptic transmission, cholinergic. The record is from RefSeq and is a predicted model, not a curated record. Gene Ontology annotation, cellular component: neuronal cell body; neuron projection; intracellular membrane-bounded organelle.